CCGCCGGCCCGUCAGUCUGUGCGCCUGUGACUCCUCGAGGACAUCAUGCGCGCAUUCCCUAAUCUCGCUUUCAUACUUUUACCCUAUAUAUCUUUGGCACAGGGUGCCGUGGAAUACUAUGGCAAGUUCCUUGCCCCUCUGAAGAGCUUCCACCACGGCGUCAGCGGAGACGUGUACGCGGUCGACGCGAGAACCCUCCACAUCCGGGACUUCACUUAUGAUGGCGAAGGCCCUGCUGCAUACUUCUACGUAGGAGGCACCAAGGUCAUAAAUGGAAACGGCCACAGACUGCUGGACGAGCGGGGACUGCCACACCCGCUGAAGAGGUAUCGCAAGAAACACAUCACGCUGACGCUACCGGAAGGGAAGACACUCGCUAACGUCAAGUGGUUUGCUGUAUGGUGUGACGAAGCUGCUGUCAACUUUGGAGAUGUAAAGAUCCCGAAAAAUCUGGACUUUCCCAAGCCGCAGAAGAUAGCGCCACUGAACGGCGUGCACGCGGUCUCCUCGGAACCCAUAGUCGUUGUGGACGCGCAGACACUCCUCAUCCCAUCCUUCUCUUACGACGGUGAAGCUCCUGAUGCAAAGUUCUGGGUCGGCCGAGGCGCCAAGCCUAGCCCUCAAGGUAUUCGCGUUCCGGACGAGAACGGCAAGGAGGUUCCUCUGAGGCGCUACGACCGCAAGACCAUAGUUCUCACACUCCCCGGUGACUUGACAGUGUUCGAAAUAGGCCACUUCGGCGUCUGGUGCGAGGCCUUCACUGUGGAUUUCGGCCACAUCCAGCUGCCCUCUGGCCUCAACGUCCCGCCCUCUCUCAAGAUGCUCGGCGUCUCUCCCCAGUCCAAGCUCAACUGCGAAGUUCUACACGAAGAGUUAGCCUUUGAAGUGCGCUGGGCUGUAGCGGGGGACAGCGUAGUGGUUCAACUUGUCGCUAAACUAGAGGACGGCGAGUACAUGUCCUUCGGGCUGUCGGGCCACGAGAGGAAGAACCAGAUGAUCGGUGCAGACGUCACGGUGGCCUGGGUGGACCAUGACACACUCAAUGGGUUUGCCGAAGAUUACUUCCUGGAUGACAAGUCGCAGUGUUCAGGCUCUCGCGGUAGUUGUCCCGACUAUCGAAUUGAUCCGGAGAACACGAACAGUGUACGUUUGCUGAACGCAGCUCUGGUGAACGGUUAUUCCAUAGUGACCUACCAGAGAACGCUGCGAGCUCACGACUCCCUGGACCUGCCCAUAUACACCAACACAAGUCAGGCCAUUAUUUGGGCAGUCGGCCCCCUCAACCAGAAACGGGAAGUCUCCUUUCACUCAGUUUGGUCAAAAAGUACUAUCCUAAUGGACUUCGGGCGCACACCACUGUGGAACUGCCCCAUCCCGGAGUCUGACGCGGCCCUCGGUGCGUCCAACGAGCCGCAAGAACAGGAUGUCCAUGUGUCACCCUCCGUCCCCAACCGUAGCACGGUAGCCGAGAGCCAGCACAGUCCACCGCCUCCCGCCCCAGCCGUUAGGCAGAGUGAUGCGUGGGAGAUCCCUCCCAUCCAGUGUAACGAGCCCGACGACGGGGUAUUCUACGCCCAGAUGGGGCCCACAGGUGGCAAGCGAGGCUACCCAUCUAUUACCAAGCACGUGGGUUGGGGUAUCUCAUACUACAUCAACGGCCUUCUGAUACCUGAGAUCAAUGUAGUGAGAGGCAAGACCUACACAUUUGUGGUGGAGGGGGGGUUGGACCCGACCGUGCCUGCCAAGUAUCAUCCUUUCUACAUAACAGACGAUCCAGUGGGUGGUUUCGCUAACAAGAGUCCAGAGGAGCAGAAGAAAGUUCGUAUCUUUGCUGGGGUGGAGGAGUCACGGGGAGGAGAACUGGUACCCACAGGCUCUGGGCGACUCUGCAACUGGACACCAGACCCUGAGCAGCCUCCUGCGGACGAAUUCGUCUCCUUCGGCGCCUACCAGCGUACCCUGACCCUCAUCUGUGACCACGGAGAGCCUGGUGUCAUACAGUGGACCCCUGACGAGGAUACUCCGGACACUGUUUACUAUCAGUGUUUCGUCCAUCGGUAUCUGGGAUGGAAGAUCAACGUGUUGGACCAGUGUGAUCUCCCCGUUACCGCCGGGAGCUCGCAGGUAGAAAGCAGGAUCAAGUACGAGCCUGAAGUCGAGGAGUUGGAGUCCCGCCCGAGUACGUUAGUCUCUGCCAGAGUCAAACCGGAUGGGCCCAACCACCUACCUCUGGUGUCAGAUGUGGGGCUCAAGUAUCAAAAUCAGUUGUCUGAGUACAAGAAAACCUUUGCUCAAAUUCCUCAUAUUACCUUAAAAGAGGCUCAAAGCCACAGCACCGAACCUCCUACAGUGAUCGCUGCUAACCACAAAUACCCCCCGGAGGUGUCGGUCUCCGACACCACGGAGGACGGAAGAGAAAUGAUACCGGUAAGUGAGGAUACCAGUCAGGACAUCUCUACUGAGAAGUCAAAGCCGAUGCUAUCUGAACACAAAGACACACACAAUCGUAACGCGAGUGAGACGAAACAUCAAAGUCUAGGAGUCCCUUAUAGUCGCAACCCUUACUCCAGACCUCAUCUGAGGCGGCCAGUCAUGUCCACGAUGACCAUCAUCCGGCCACAACACAGAAGACCCGCUCCUCACCACCACAUGGUCGUAGUCUCCAAGCCGAUGAUGCACAGACCCCUCACUCUCAUGGCGGCCCCGUCUCAGUACCGGCCCGUGUUCGUCAAGAAACCGAUAUACCGCGUACCCGGUGCCGUGCACCGGCCGAUGGUCGUGAUGCCACCUCAUUCACACCCCCUUGAAACGAUGAUGGUCCCACCUAGAGGCCCUGCUAACCCCCAGCAAGUGUCUCAGAGCGUUUCUGUAUCGUAUUCGACCUCGAAAGGUAAAGAGAAACUUCAGGUGCCGAUUCAAAUCAAAACCGAACCAACUGAAAUGAAAAAAUACAUUCUCCCUCAACAACAGAAACCUCAAAAACUGGAAUAUCAGCAUGCCACUUAUAAAUCUCCUUAUGCUGUGAAUACUGGUGGUUUUAAUCCGGGGUCUUUAGUCAUAGAAGGUGGUUUUAAACCCAUUAUACAAAACGCACAGGAAGCACAGGAUAGAAUAUCGGAGGUAGAAGAGUCGGAUGACACCGAAGGUACAGUAGAUCUGACGGUAGACGACGAUAUGCUACCUGAUGUUGGUACCGGGCUAAAGGCAACCGAAUACUUCGAACCGAUGUUCAUUCCAUCGCCUCCCGAUAGUUUACAGAAACGCGUUAAGAAACCUACCGGCUUAGAAUAUGAUACUCUGCAAAAGAAGAAACCGUACAUCAGUCGUAAACCGGUGAGACAAAAUAUGGUCGUGAUCAGGAGAAGACCGGUGAGCCCCUCGUUCAGGUCCCAACAAGAAGACGUAGCAGACGAGACUCCGAUGGCUGCGGAAAGGAUGGACACAUACUACCUACCCCCUUCAGGUCCGGUGUACGGAGUUUCGGCCCAAGCGGUUUCCGCCGCCAACACCGCUACCUUGCUCACGUAUGACGGAAAAACCGUGUCCGUGAACAGCGUGGUACCUGCGCCAGCGUCGACAGAGGACGGGUACACCAAGCGCCGGUCCUCUGUGGCCGAGCUGUUGAGGAGCACUCCUCAGUUCGGACCAUUCAUGGGAGAUAUACCACCUCCUGUUCCUGACAAAGUACGCACAGAGAACAUUCCCCAGCUAUCACAAGCACUGGCAACCAGGCUAGGACCCGAGCCGGCCAAGCGAUUGGAACGAGAUAGGAUCGUAUCCGCGGCCUCCGAUCUUAAAGAAUAUCUUUACACUACAGACAAACACAUGAAAAAUAAAACCGACAACUACGACGAGGAGGUAGUAAUUGUUUUAGAUAAACGAGGCACUAACGACUCUGCUCUUACAGAGGUGAGAGAUAAAGCUCCUUUAAAAAACAGAAACAAGAGGUCUGUACACAGCGUUCCCGGGCAUGAAGAAGACCACGAUGAUCAUUUAAGUCACGAUCACGACCAUCAGACGAUGACAGGUAAGAACAGAGCAGUUAUGACAUCAGUGACUUCUCCAAUAGUAAUCAUUUUGGUAAGCGUGUAUACAUUACGAUUCUGGCAGUUAUGAGUGGAUAUUUCACGACGUGGUACGUAAGUGCAGAUUGGAAGACCUAAUUAUUGUGGUCUAAAAUAUCAAUAGGGAACUCAUGUGAUAAGUUGACUCAUUACUAGAAACAACUGUACAAAGUGUAGUUUUCUGUAUGGACUUAACAUAAACAACUGUUUUGAUUUUUACUGUACAUAUAUAUUGAUAAUUUGUUUUGUAAGAAUGGAAUAAACUAUUGCUUUUGUUA
Messenger RNA from Homalodisca vitripennis (glassy-winged sharpshooter), 4342 nucleotides. RefSeq names its product protein Skeletor, isoforms D/E-like. Bases 46 to 4116 code for a protein of 1356 amino acids. The transcript has 14 exons. NCBI's taxonomy places the organism in Eukaryota, Metazoa, Arthropoda, Insecta, Hemiptera, Cicadellidae. The record is from RefSeq and is a predicted model, not a curated record.